This is a messenger RNA of Cyclopterus lumpus (lumpfish), 1326 nucleotides long. RefSeq names its product glycine receptor subunit beta-like. Lineage: Eukaryota; Metazoa; Chordata; Actinopteri; Perciformes; Cyclopteridae. The transcript is spliced from 9 exons. The coding region runs from base 16 to 1326 and encodes 436 amino acids. Gene Ontology annotation, cellular component: synapse; neuron projection; membrane. Gene Ontology annotation, biological process: regulation of membrane potential; nervous system process; chemical synaptic transmission. The record is from RefSeq and is a predicted model, not a curated record. Gene Ontology annotation, molecular function: extracellular ligand-gated monoatomic ion channel activity; transmembrane signaling receptor activity; chloride channel activity.
AUCUUGAACCGUCUGAUGGUCAGUUAUGACCCGAGAAUAAGGCCUAACUUUCAAGGGAUCCCAGUGGAGUCGCGGGUGAACAUCUUCAUCAACAGCUUUGGGUCCAUCCAGGAGACCACCAUGGACUACAGAGUGAACAUAUUCCUCCGCCAGCGAUGGAACGACCCUCGCCUGCGACUCCCGACUGACUUCAAGAGUGACUCCCUGACGAUUGACCCCAACAUGUUCCAGUGUUUGUGGAAACCAGACCUUUUCUUUGCUAAUGAGAAGAACGCAAACUUCCACGAUGUCACACAGGACAACAUUCUGCUCUUCAUCUUCAGGAACGGAGAUAUCUUAAUCAGUAUGAGGCUGUCGGUGACUCUGUCUUGUCCCUUGGAUCUUCAACUCUUCCCAAUGGACACACAGCGGUGUAAGAUGCAGCUGGAAAGCUUUGGCUAUACCACCAGUGAUCUUGUGUUCAUGUGGCAGUCGGACCCGGUUCAGAUGGAUGAGAUUGCUCUCCCGCAGUUUGAUAUCAAACAAGAGGACAUCAUCUAUGGAAACUGCACAAAAUACUAUCAAGGAACAGGAUACUACACCUGCGUUGAAGUGAUCUUUACGUUGCGUCGGCAGGUUGGUUUCUACUUGAUGGGAGUUUAUGCGCCAACUCUGUUGCUUGUCGUUUUGUCCUGGUUAUCAUUCUGGAUCAACCCCGAUGCCUCAGCUGCCAGGGUGCCAUUGGGUAUUCUAUCGGUGCUCUCUCUCUCCAGUGAGAGUAUGCUCUUGGCGUCGGAGCUGCCAAAGGUCUCCUACGUAAAAGCCAUCGAUAUCUGGCUCAUAACCUGUCUACUCUUUGGUUUUUCAUCACUGGUGGAAUACGCUGUGGUGCAGGUGAUGCUGAACAGUCCCAAGCGGAUUGAGGAGGAGAAAGCCAAAAUGGCUGAGAAAGAGAAAGCGUUGCAAGAGAAAGAAGGAAAGAUGGCUUUAAAUAAAGCUAAGAACACAGUGAAUGGGACCGGAGGAACGCCCAUACAUGUCAACACUUUGCAGGUGGUAGAAACUCGCUGUAAGAAAGUUUGCACCUCCAAGUCGGACCUUCGCGCCAACGACUUCAGCAUCGUGGGAUCCCUCCCACGAGACUUUGAGCUGUCAAACUUUGACUGUUACGGUAAAGCGGUUGAGGUGUUGGGGGGCCUCAAGUCCCAGAACAAAGCCAACAAGAAACCGGCGCCGCCCAAGGCCGUCAUACCUGCCGCCGCCAAACGCGUCGACCUCUACGCACGGGCCCUCUUCCCCUUCUCCUUCCUCUUCUUCAAUGUGGUCUACUGGUCCGUCUAUCUGUGA